This is a messenger RNA of Aspergillus terreus NIH2624, 972 nucleotides long. RefSeq lists its product as uncharacterized. Bases 1 to 972 code for a protein of 323 amino acids. Lineage: Eukaryota; Fungi; Ascomycota; Eurotiomycetes; Eurotiales; Aspergillaceae. The record is from RefSeq and is a predicted model, not a curated record. The transcript has 2 exons.
AUGCCUCACAAGCACAAGCGCAGAAAGAACGAUGACAGCACCUACGAUCUCCCUCCCUCAGUGAUCGCAAAACCGCUCCCAGCCCGCGACCCCAACGCCAAAUCCAAAUCCAAAAACAAGAAGAAAGCCCAAGAUGCCAAAAAGAAUGAUGCAUCCAAGGCGCAGUCCCGUCCCAAAUCCGCCCUAGAAGAUGACACGCCUAAAGCCUUCCGCCGGCUGAUGCAGCUCCAAACCCAGCGGACGCAACCAAAAUCCGACCCCGAAGAGCCCAAAAAGAAGCGCAAGCGCGACCCCAACGAGACCGCGGAGAACUCUAAGUCGCGGAAGAAGAAAACAGCAGAUGUCUCCGAGUCAACGGUCACCGCCGCGUCGGCGCCGCAGUCGAUGCCCAAGAUCCUUCCCGGCGAGAAGCUGUCGGAUUUCGCCGCGCGCGUAGACCGCGAAAUGCCUAUCUCGGGCAUGAAGCGAUCAAACAACCCUGCGCCGUCGGAUCUGCCCAAAAUCCGCGAGCAUCGCGUGACCAAGCACGAGAAACACCUGCGUCGCUUGCAGGAGCAAUGGCGCAAGGAGGAGAAAGAAAUCCAGGAGCGGGAGGCUGCGGAGCGGGAAGAGCGCGAGGGGGAAUUAGAGGAGGAGACACAGUUAUGGAAGCAAUGGCAGGCUGAGGCUGGCAAGGCCAAGGCCAAGAAGAAGGGCGCAGGCAAGAAGGGUCUCAACCCGGAUGACCUGGACCCGUGGGCGAAGCUCAACAAAACUCGAAUGAACAAACCGGCAAAUCCCCUGGAAGUCGCCCAGGCGCCGCCACAGCUGACGAAGCCGCGAGAAAUCUUCAAGGUUCGUGGCGGGGCCAAGGUCGACGUUGCAAACGUCCCGGCUGCAGGAGGCAGUUUGAGACAGCGAGAAGAGCUCGCCGCGGAGAGAAGGAGUAUCGUGGAGCAGUACCGGAAGAUGAUGGCGGAAAAGAGGAAAUGA